AUGCCUCAGCAGGCCCUGCACCGCGUCACAGGGCAGGGUAGCCUCGGGACCUGGUGCCUCCUGGCUGGCCUCGUCUUGUCCUGGAACCCCGCCCAUGCAAGGACAGACCCCGACACUGUGCUGGCCCUGCAGGAGGCCGGGGCCGAGCUGGCCUGCGCCGUGCCCGCCUGGAACGAGAGCGGGGACCCCUGCAGCGCGGCCACUUGCGGCGCAGCGGGCUGCCGCGGCCUGCGCCGCCUGGACCUGUCCUCCAACGCGCUGUGGGGUGGCGUGCCCGACGCGCUGGGCGCGCUGGGCGCGCUACGGUACCUCGACCUGGGCGGCAACGCGCUGACGGGGACGCUGCCCGCCGCACUCGGGCGGACCGCACUCCAGACGCUGCUGGCGGGAGGCAACGCGCUGACCGGGCGCCUGCCGCCCUUCUGGGCCUACGCUGGCAACCUGGCACGCGUGGCCUUGGCCGGCAACGCGCUGACAGGCACGCUGCCGGCGGACUGGGGGCGCCUGGCCGCGCUGCGCAGCCUGGAUCUGGGCGGGAACGCGCUGACGGGGACGCUGCCGCCCGCCUGGCUGGCGCUGCCGCGCCUGACCCUGCUGGGCCUGUUCAACAAUUGCGGCAUCUGCGGCGACCUGCCGGCGCAUGCAGCCCCGGCCUCGUUGCACCUCGAGGCGGCCGGGACCGCGCUGGGGCAGCCCUGCUCCCCCGCCAACUGCCACGGCGGCGACGGGGCAGGGGUCCACAGCGGGCGCAUCUCCACGCAAACGGUGGUGCUGACCUCGGUGCUGACGCUGGUGGCGGUGACGGGCGUCCUGCCCACCCUGGCCAUCCUCUGCCUGCGCUACGUCGUGCACGACAGUGUUGCGCCUGAUGCCAUCUGA
Auxenochlorella protothecoides is the source of this 879-nucleotide messenger RNA. RefSeq names its product Probably inactive leucine-rich repeat receptor-like protein kinase. The transcript is spliced from 5 exons. Gene Ontology annotation, cellular component: plasma membrane. Gene Ontology annotation, molecular function: protein binding. The record is from RefSeq and is a predicted model, not a curated record. The coding region runs from base 1 to 879 and encodes 292 amino acids. Lineage: Eukaryota; Viridiplantae; Chlorophyta; Trebouxiophyceae; Chlorellales; Chlorellaceae.